AUGACAACCGACGCAACAAAUCAGUACCUCAAACAGAAAAUAUGGCAGUCUUACGCGCCAUAUUAUUAUGACGUCUUCAUCAACAUGGCAACCCCCACCGUCUCAAUGGCAUUUGAUUGGUUACAAUCUGAGUCUUCUAACACGUUGUACCAACAAGAUUUUGUGAUUGGCUCACCUCACGGCAACGGUGUGAGUGUCGGUCGUGUUCUACUUCCGAAGGAGAGUAGUGUGGUGAAACAAACUGAUUAUAUCAAUGGGACUAUCGGGUAUUACGACAUCCCCACAGGAUACGAAAAGGUCCGCCUUUCCAAGCAGAUUCACAUCAUAGAUGAUGUGAAUCGUAUCCGGCAUAUCCCCAAUACUUCUAAAGUGUUGCUUCAAUCUGGCGGUAAGCAGACAUCGAUUUUGGAUGUUGAGAGUGAAAAGUACGAUGUUGUUGGGAAACAGACGGACGAAGGGUUUGGGCUCAGUUUGUGUGAGAGUGACGCCAACCAAUUUGUGACGUCGACGAAUGACGGGUUUUGCUUCUUCUGGGAUUUAAAGAUGUUGAAAUGUUCUAAAGUGCGGGUGGACAAAGUGAAUGACGUCGACUGGUCUUCUAUCAAUUCGUGUAUAGCUGCUGUAACGGAUCGAGGGGAGAUCGUUUUAAUUGAUGAAAAGAGCAAAAACGUGACACCAGUGAAGGUUGGGUCUGGGAUGAAUUGUUGUUCUUUUUCUCGGCUAGUAACACACGUAUUAGCAACUGGGGAUGUCGAUGGUAUAGUCAAGUUGUGGGAUAUAAGAACAUUAGAGAGGCCCCUCUAUACACUCACUAAACACAAAGAUGCUAUUAAUGUCAUUCAAUUCUCCCCACACUUGCCUAAUUUGUUGAUGGCAGGUUCCAAAGAUUCAACAAUAAACAUUUUUAACUUGGCACAUGUCGGAACAACUAAAGAUGUCGCCUUCACACACGCCGGACAUAGCUUCGAUAUCAUGGAAUCCCGGUGGAACCCGGAUAUCUGCGGGUUUGUGGGGUCUGUUGCUGAAGAAUUUAACGUGCAUAUAUGGAGAAGUGCUGAUGUAUUUAAUUGA
Molecule: messenger RNA, 1071 nt
Organism: Entamoeba invadens IP1
Lineage: Eukaryota; Evosea; Mastigamoebida; Endamoebidae
Product: histone acetyltransferase type B subunit, putative
Exons: 2
Coding region: 1-1071 (356 amino acids)
Biological process (GO): regulation of gene expression
Cellular component (GO): nucleus
Molecular function (GO): histone binding
Source: RefSeq, a predicted model, not a curated record